CCCUGUGCAUUCCACAGGUUGGACUAGCAGUGCGCAUGAGUGUGUGAGAUAAAGAUUAAGGAGAGAACCCUGACCUUUUCCACACACAUUCGAGAAAGAAGCAACUCAAGUCGCACGUUAAGACUAUUCAAAGACGAUAUGGAGCUGGGCACAAUGAAUCCGGCCUUCCAGCAGGUGGAAGGCGACAAGCCAAUUGAGGGUACCACGAGUACCACCACCACCCCUGUGGAGCUAGAUGUGAAGGUGGUAGAACCCCCUGCCGAGGAGUACACGCAACUCAAGCCUUAUGCCGGCAUGCCCAAGGAGGUGCUGCUGCUUUACUCUUCGCAGGCUUGCUAUCGAGUCCCGCGUGAGAUCCUCUUCUGGCUGAUUGUGGUUUGCACGCUGUCACUGGUGGGUCUCACCAUUAGUGUGGUGGCGCUGUCACCCCGCUGCCUCAGCUGGUGGCAGUUGUCCCCCGUCUAUCAUGUGUACCCCCGCUCCUUCAGGGACUCCGACGGAGAUGGAGUAGGAGACCUCAAAGGCAUUCAAGAGAAGCUUGGGCAUUUCGAGUACCUGAACAUUAAGUCAGUGUGGGUCAAUCCUUUCUACCGCUCACCCAUGAGGGACUUGGGCUACGAUGUGGAAGAUUUCCAGGCCAUCGACCCGCUUUUCGGCACCAUGAAGGACUUUGAAGACCUCUUGGCUGAGAUGCACAAAUUAGGUUUGAAGCUAAUCAUGGACUUCAUUCCAAAUCACACGAGUGACAAGCACCGUUGGUUCAAUUUAAGUCGCACCAGAGAUCCACACUACGAAGACUACUACGUCUGGGCUGACUGUACAGCCACAGGACCCAAACCCAAUAACUGGGUGAGCGUGGCUGGGAACUCAUCAUGGACAUAUGAUGCCGUUCGAGGACAGUGUUACCUACAUCAAUUUCUCAAGGAGCAACCUGACCUCAACUUCAGAAGCCCUCAUGUCCGCCAGGAAAUGCUUGAUAUAAUUCGUUUCUGGCUGGACAAGGGAGUCGAUGGCUUCCGGAUGGAUGCGGUGAUGUACCUGCUUGAGGCCGCGCACCUGAGGGAUGAGCCUCAGGUGGACCCAAACAAGCCUCCUGAGUUGGUUACGUCCAAGUGGGACCUCCACCACGACUUUACCACCACUCAGGUGGGCCUACAUGACCUUCUGAGGGAGUGGAGGGCUCACAUGGACAUCUUCAGCCGGGAACCUGGCAGAUACAGGUUGAUGAUGACCGAGUCGUCUGACGGCCCAGAGGUGGAAAAGACCAUGAUGUACUACGGGACACGUCUGGUGAAAGAGAGCGACUUCCCCAUUAACUUCUAUCUCUUGGAUCUUCCUCACAACGCCAGUGGCUUGUGGGUUAAUCAUCUGGUGCAUCUCUGGAUGGCCAACAUGCCCACUGGGCGCUGGCCUAACUGGCAGGUUGGAAAUCACAACACGCCUCGUGUCGCCUCCCGGGCCGGUUUGCAGUACUCACGGGUCAUUAACAUGCUUCUGCUGACUCUUCCUGGUACGCCGACUACCUACUAUGGCGAGGAGAUAGGCAUGGAGAACAUCAAUGUGACAGAGAGUCAGAUUCAGGACCCGGCCGGCAGAUACGACAGGAGUGCCAGUCGAGAUCUUCAGCGUUCCCCAAUGCAGUGGAGUGCCAACUCCAAUGCAGGCUUCAACGACAAGACCAACGUGACCUGGUUGCCUGUGCACCCCAACUGGAGGAAUGUCAAUGUGGAGGUCCAGAAACAAGACAAAGGCUCGGUGUUGUCGCAGUACCGCUUCCUGAGCACGUUGCGUCAGUCUGAGCUGGCACUUCAACGGGGCUGGUUCUGUUACAUUUAUGCCGACAGCAGCAUCUUUGCUUACUUGCGAGAGUUAGACGGGCUGGACCGCGCUUUCCUCGUGGUGCUCAAUUUUGGCAACGAGUCCGCAGUUUCCGAUCUCUCGGCGGUCGUCGAGCUGCCCGAACGGCUGCGGAUUCUGAUGAGCACCAACCGGGCCAAUGACGGUAAAACGGUCAGCAAAUCUCAGAUCCCAACUGAGCCAGGAGAGGGUUUAAUGAUCGAGUUCUCUGCACAUGCUCGGUUUAACACCAACCACCCGGGGCGGUGUUACAUAUCUGAGAAGGCCUGUUAUUUGAGUGCCAUGGACAUUCUCUAUACAUGCUAACAUGUAGCUCUUGUAUUAUAUCUCAUCAGAUAUGCAUUAAUCAAAAAGAAACCGCAGUCUCAUUCUUGCUUGUCCUGUCGUCUGCUUUCAUCCAACACAACUUUUAUAUCUUCCUCCUGCGCGGAUGGCGAGGAGGGUCCAGGUCCAGCUCAUUGUAGAGAAACGCUAGCCGGAGGGCUUCCUGCGUCAGAUAGGAAAGGCGGUUUGUUGUAUUUAAAGUGGAGCAAAAAGAUUUACUCAGCCACCAAUUGUCAUCAUUUUAAGUAGACGAACUUAGCACAGAGGUCUGCAAUUUUCUUCAUAUGUACACUUCAACUGUGAGAGACAAAAUGUGAAAAAAAUUCAGGAAGACAAACUACUGUAAUUUUCUGACAAUAAGCUGGUAUUUUUUCCCCUCAUUUUGAAUCCUGCGGUUUAUAGUCCAGUGUGACUUAUUUGUUGAUUUAUUUGGGUUAACGCAUAGCAGUUUAUUUGACAGCGGUGUCAUAACACUGUCAUAAUUAAGACACUAUCAUGGGCAUUACUGAAUGCUUAUGACCGAUUUCACUCAGUCUCAUCCAGCAAAUUAUGUCACUAACUCCAUUUAUCUCCAGCUCAGAUCUUCAACAUCCAUUCAAAAGUGAGAUAAUUUGUCGGAUGACACAAAAUGGCCUCUGUCAUAAGCAUUCAUUUAUACUCAUGGCAGUGUCAUGUCAUAAUUAUGAUAGUUUUAUGACAGUCUUAUGGUGCCACUGUCAAAUAAAGUGUUACUAAAUACCAUAACUAGCAAUUAAUGAAACAACUGGAACAGUAACUGAAGAAAUAAUUAGCACAGAACACGAAUUUUGAUAAUUAAUUCCAUCCGUAGCACUGCAAUGCAUGCUAGGAGGCAUGUUGGACUACAACAGUGUUGACAGAAAGUGGCAGCAGAGGUGGCCAAAUAAAGCUUUUUAAAGCAAUGAUGGUUUAUUUGUUCUUAUCACAGUCUUAUGAUGCCGUUGUCAAAUAAAGUUAUCAGUUAAUAUAUUUUGGUGUAACUAUCACUGAAUACAGUGAGGACAGCGGCGGCUUAUAGUCCGGUGCGGCUUAUCAAUGAACAAAUUCAGUUUUCGUGUCAAAUUUGGUGGGCGCGGCUUAUAGUCAGGUGCACCUUACAGUCCGGAAAUUACGUUAAAAAUGUUAAAAUUAAAAAAAAAAAAAAAAAAAAAAAAAAAAAAAGAUAUAUCUAUACAUACACACAGUGGUACCUCUACUUAAGAACGUCACAACAUACAGAAUUUUCAGGUUAAGAAAUGCCUCAAUGGGAAAAUAUUGCCUCUAGUUACAAAAGAAAUCUCAGGAUACCAAAGGAAAAAAUGGCUGGUACUCGCAGUUCCCGAAGUUUACUGAACGUAACAUACUUAUAGCUUCUCUGCCAUUGGCUAUUGCCUAACAUCUUCCUGGCAUCCAAUUGGCUGAGAGAGACCUCUUCUGUAUGUGUAUAUCCCAGCAUCCUCUUUAUUUGCCCCCUCGUGUUCAGACAGCUUUAUGUGAGCGUAUUACCGUAAUUUCCCGAAUGUAACGCGCACUUUUUUCCCCCCAAAAUCAACUUGUAAAAUCAUGGUGCGCAUUAUACACGGGUACAGGGAUGGAAACAGAAAUAUAUAUAUAUUUAUAUAUUAGGGCUGUCAAAAUUAUCGCGUUAACGCGCGGUAAUUAUUUUUUAAAAUUAAUCACGUUAAAAUAUUUGACGCAAUUAACGCACAUGUCCCGCUCAGACAGUAUUCUGCCUUUUGGUAAGUUUUACAGCAAGGCUUUUUGUGCUGUCUAACAGCGAACUCUUGUGGUCGCUUUGCGACAUGGUUUAUUGUUUUCUUGCCAGUUCAAUAUGGCUGCACGACGUCUCGUUUCAUUGACACAGCCAUGUUGUGUUGAAGAAAAUGAAUGCGGCGAUCAGUUGCCAACCAUUACGGUACAUGACGUCACCAUUUUGUUUCGGUAAUACUUCACUCUGAUUGGUUGAAUGAUUUCGUCUGUGUUAAAUUCUGCUUUUUCACUCUUCAUAAAGCACAGAAUUUAGUUUCUUGAACUCAUUUGAGUCAACGUUUAUUGCAACUUGGCAACUCGGACCAUAACGAAAGUAAAAACACAGACUUCCUGUGUCCGUCAACUAUAUCUGUCCCUCGGGACACUCAAACCCAAAUAACAAUAGUUCCUAUUGUUAGUCUACAGCAGACAUGUCCAAAGUCCGGCCCGGGGGCCAAAUGCCGCCCGUGGUCAAAUUUCAUCCGGCCCCCAGCCUCUGUCAUGAAAUCAGUAACGUCUGGCCUGCACACACUCGUAAUAAAUUGGUCAGCAGUACUGCUACCAGCAUAUGAAGUAGCUUACACACUAAAUGCUGCUCCUCAUUUACCCACUAAAAAGCAGCAGCACUCUAAGCAACAUUACCCCAUGUGACCUUUUACUUCCAAUUUUCUAAAAUGGCCACAAUCAACAACAACAAAAAAGUUGACUGCGACAGCUGACGCUUCAAGGAGAGGUGGAAAUUGGAUUAUUUCUUCACUAAAAUGCGCAACAACUGUGUCUGCCUCAUUUGCAAACAGAAAGUCGCUGUUUUUAAAGAGUUCAAUGUGAGGCGAUAUUACCAAACAUGACACGCUGACAUGUAUGACAAGAUUACAGGAAAGAUACGCUGCGAGAAAUUGAAGCAAUUUGAAGCUAGUUUAAUUUCACAGCAGCAGUAUUUCGCAAGAGUUCCAGAGUUGAAAGAGAACGCCACAAAGGCUAGUUGCGAGAUUGUUGUAGUUAUCAAUUAAAAAAAAUAAAUAAAAUAAUAAUAAUAAAGCAAAUGUGACACACAGAAUGGCUUGCUAAAAUUUGCUUAAAUAUAUUGUUCUACGUAAAGGACGUCAGCCAAGGUCGGCCCCCCACAUUUUUACCACACCAAAUCUGGCCCUCUUUGCAAAAAGUUUGGACACCCCUGGUCUACAGCGAUGCACUCUUUCCGAUUUCCAACUUCAGUUCUCACUUUUAUUUUACCGUAUCAAUCCAUGGAAGAAACAUUUAUUCAUCAUGAUGAAACGAGCAAGUUAUACAGCAGCCUUCAAAAGAAAAGUCACAUGUGUUUUGUUUUCUCCUAGAUUCUGGUAAGUUGGAGAAGUUGUCAAAUCAUAUUAUUACCGUAAAUAUUGUCAGUUUAUGGUAAUGUUUUGAACUACCAAUGUGCUAUGCUUGUGCUGUGUUUCACCAGUCAGUAAAAUGACAUUUCUGUAUCUGUACACGAGCUGUUUUCUUGUAUUCUUCUAUUUAUUGGUGCUAAAAUUAGGGUGCGCGUUAUACACGGGUGCAAUAAUUUCCCCUAGAUUUUACAAGUAAAUUUGGGGUGCGCGUUAUACACGGGUGCGCCUCAUUCGGGAAAUUACGGUAAUUUUUAUUCUUUGUUUUUACAUGAUGCACAACUCUCAUUUUAUGUCUAUUGUGCAAUAAUCUAAUCGUAACAUGUAUUUGUUGCAUAAUUUGAUGCCUUUUUAUGCGUUAUAAAAAGGUUUAUGUCUGAAUUUUGGGGGUCUUGGAACAGAUUAGGGCAUUACCAUGGAAAACGCGUCUCUCCUUAAAGAAAUUUCAGGUUAAGAAACCACUUCCAGAACCAAUUAAUUUCGUAAGUAGAGGUACCACUGUAUACAUAAAUAUAUAUAAUUCUACUUUACCAUAAACAUCAUCACUAUUGACGUGUCACUUCGUCAUUCUUUGCGCGACGCCUUAUCAGAGGGGGCCGAGCUUCAUUUAGUAAUAGCCGAAGACUGCACACGCUCAUGUCGGAUUUAACCUUGGAUUUACUUACGAUUGGAUUCAACUACGAAAGAUGUACCGCAUACAAACAGGAAGGAUUGUCUCAGGAGUGAUUUGUUCGAGGAUUCGAGGUAAAUAUAUUUUUGUACCAUGCAUUUGUGAUUGAAACAUUUAUUCGCAGUCAUUUUCUUCUUUGUUUACACAUGAAGGCGGCUAAUUUUCGUAACUGACUAGCCUCAUAGUUUACUUUUAACCAAGAAUCGAUAAUGUUUUACGUCCAUAUGUAUAAA
This is a messenger RNA of Corythoichthys intestinalis (scribbled pipefish), 6200 nucleotides long. RefSeq names its product solute carrier family 3 member 1 (gene slc3a1). The record is from RefSeq and is a predicted model, not a curated record. Lineage: Eukaryota; Metazoa; Chordata; Actinopteri; Syngnathiformes; Syngnathidae. The transcript has 10 exons. Gene Ontology annotation, biological process: amino acid transport; carbohydrate metabolic process. Bases 139 to 2163 code for a protein of 674 amino acids.